This is a messenger RNA of Macrosiphum euphorbiae (potato aphid), 789 nucleotides long. The record is from the annotation of a GenBank genome assembly. NCBI's taxonomy places the organism in Eukaryota, Metazoa, Arthropoda, Insecta, Hemiptera, Aphididae.
AUGAGCAUAUUAAAAUUAAUUAGGUAUAGGUUUAUUUCCCCAUCCAUUCUAAAAAUAAAUAAAUAUUGUAAAGUAUAUUGUAAGGUGAUGGGCCCCCUUGCAAUAUCAUUGGAUAAAUUGCAGGGUGAAAGGUCUUGUCAUUUAGGUUUUGUUGCCCCUACUAUACUGGCAUUAAGACUUUUAUUAAUACAGAUGGAUAACUUGGUCCACUGUAGACCUUUAUGUUUUAAUAUUAUAAGCAGUUUGGAGAAGAGAUUUGAUUAUAUAUUUGAUUUAAAAAAAGUCAAAAGUAAAUCCUUCAUUUUAUCUGCUAUAAUCCACCCAAAGUUUAAACAAUCCUGGGUACCCAAUAGAUACAAAUCAUAUUGUAAACAAAUAUUUUUUGAUGAGUGCUAUUUAAUUAAUACUGAUAAAGAUGCUGUUUUGAAUAUUGAUGAAAAUGUUGAUAGUGAUAGCAGUGACCAAGAAUUUUUUCAAGUCCUAUCAGAGAAUUGUUUAGAUGUGGAUAUUGAUAUUCAAAGCAAUCAUAAUUGUAUUAAUGCUCAAGCUAUGGAAUAUUUAAACUCAAAAAAUAAAGAUUUUAAUGUUCUUAAUUCAUUUCCAAUCAUAAAAAAAAUGUUUUUCAAAUACAAUACAACACUUCCCUCUUCUACACCAGUAGAGCGUUUAUUUAGUAGUGGAUCACAAAUCAUGACACCAAGAAGAAAUCGUUUAAAUGAUAAAACAUUUGAAAUGCUUUUGUGUGUAGAUGUCAGAAUCUUAAUUCAAACAACUUCUAAUGUCAUGUAG